Molecule: messenger RNA, 656 nt
Organism: Neomonachus schauinslandi (Hawaiian monk seal)
Lineage: Eukaryota; Metazoa; Chordata; Mammalia; Carnivora; Phocidae
Product: transcription factor BTF3 homolog 4-like
Exons: 1
Coding region: 228-530 (100 amino acids)
Source: RefSeq, a predicted model, not a curated record
UCUUGCCGAAUGCUGUUGUUGGAGGACCCUCCCUGCUUCAGAUUUACCAACAGCAUGAAUCAAGAAAAGUUAGCCAAACUUCAGGCUCAUGUCCAGAUGGGGGCAAGGGCACAGCUCGCAGAAAGAAAGUGGUAGUACACAGAACAGCUAUAGCUGAUGACAAAAAACUUCAGAAUUCUCUAAAAAAACUGGCUGUGAAUAAUAUAGCUGGUAUUGAAGAUGUGAACAUGAUUAAAGAUGAUGGAACAGUUAUUCAUUUCAACAAUCCCAAAGUCCAAGCUUCCCUUUCUGCUAACACCUUUGCAAUUACUGGUCAUGCAGAAGCCAAACUAAUCACAGAAACGCUUCCUGGAAUAUUAAGUGAGCUUGGUGCUGACAGCUUAACAAGUCUUAGGAAGUUAGCUGAACCAUUCCCCCGGCAAGUGUUGGAGAGCAAAGCACCAAAACCAGAAGACACUGAUGAAGAGGAUGAUGCUGUUCCAUAUCUCGUAGAAAAUUUUGAUGAAGUAUCAAAGAAUGAAGCUAACUAAAAUUUUUUCUGGAGUUUGGAAGCUGGCAUGGACUAGAUUUAACAAAUCAGCUAUGUGGUUCCAAAGCUUUACAGACAUGGAGAACAUCAACUGUUACUAGUUCAGUAAUAUAAAUAUUUUGUUUAU